Suillus clintonianus is the source of this 1620-nucleotide messenger RNA. RefSeq lists its product as uncharacterized. Lineage: Eukaryota; Fungi; Basidiomycota; Agaricomycetes; Boletales; Suillaceae. Gene Ontology annotation, cellular component: cytoplasm. The record is from RefSeq and is a predicted model, not a curated record. The coding region runs from base 94 to 1314 and encodes 406 amino acids. The transcript has 2 exons.
GAGACCGCAGCUGGCUGUGUCUCCCGUAUAACAUUCCGGACCUUUCGAUAUAAACCUCCUCCUCCUCCGUUCAUACUUUUCAUUUCAGAACUGAUGUCGCCAACAAACCCUUACCGCUCAACCCAUUCCAGCCAACCAGCUGGGUCCUCCUCGAGCUCGAGCGCUUUUCAGUAUGGGUCUGCGGCACCCCCACGUGUGGCAGAUCCAGUAGGACUUGAAGAGGAAAUGCCCCCAGCGUACACUCUAUCUGCAGACACUCACCAUGGAGAGACCACAGUAGAAGUCGGUCCUCGCAGACCCUUCCAACAACCCCCACGACCCAGUAAUACACACAGACCAUCACAUUCACAUUCCUCCUCGCAUUCCCAUUCAUCGCAUACUACGUCCUCAUCAUCACAUUCUCAGCCGCUGUCCCCGUCCCAACAGCAUUCACAGCGCCCGCCAUGGCCAACUCCUGUCUCAUCUUCUGGCUCAAACUCGUGGUCUACGUACCCUAGUCAGCAAAACCAGCGCCGAGGGGGCGGCGUAGUUGGGGCACUCCUUGGUACAGUACGCGAUGCAGUGGAUGCUGUUUCGGGUGUACAUGAACAGCAGAUGCGGACGAUGCAGCAAUCGCAAGCGGGUACCUAUGCAGCUCCAUACCCACAGUCUUCUACCUCUGGUAUGACGCAGAGCCCUUAUACGCCGCCUUACCAGGGGGGUCAAGGACCCGUCCCUGGGGUGCAUUCUGCGCAGCAGACCCCUCCGCGGAGCAUUCCGGAUGACGGGAGUCCGACUAGAACACCCGCGCCUGGACAUCCUUUGCUGAAUAACGGACAACUCCUCGUGUACCCCAAUAAGGACCACAUAUGUGUCAAAUGCCAAAAUACCGGGUACAAAAACUAUGAUCCCUCCCACCCCUGCAGAAAGUGCUGGGAUAAAUACGGGAAACCGUAUGUCGGCGCCUUGACAUAUACAACCUGGAACACCGAGUCGUCAUCUCGUAACUCCAAGUAUCAGCGUGCUCUACCCAGUUUUGCCCCACCACAGGCAUCGCAGGUCUCAAUGCAGCCCUCGAAUUAUACUGGCCAGCCGCCAUAUGUCGCUCAACCACAGGCGCCCGCACCUUACGGGCAGCACCUAUACGUAUAUAAUCCAAUAAUAGGCAUGGGCCAAUCCCCACCCGUCCCGCAUGCCGUUCCUGUGCGCCCAGGUGACCCACGCCUGGGGGGUCAAUUGUGCUGGAAGUGCGGAGGCACAGGAACGUUACCUCUCUUGAUCAUUGACGUGCGACCGUGCUCGGUGUGCGGCGGAAUUGGACGCAUUUUGCGAUAGGUGCGUGGAUGUUCGAACAGGCGAUACUAAUAUAAAGGGAAAUUGGUACGGUUACAAAAUUGAUACGAUAUGUUAUUCACCACUGUUGUUAAUGUUUUCUGGGCGGCACACUUUCAUAUGUACUAGUAACAUUCAUCACGUUGUACUUGUUUUCGAAUCAAUUUUCAUUUUCUGAUGGGCAACAUUACCCGUACCUUCGCGCUUUAGAACAAGAGGGCUUACUACUCCCGACAUCAGGAACUGUACUUCUAUCAAUCAAGCUGAAGGCAUGUAUUACAAAUGUGUUGUGAUCGCAUAUCCUGCCAC